Molecule: messenger RNA, 615 nt
Organism: Colletotrichum tamarilloi
Lineage: Eukaryota; Fungi; Ascomycota; Sordariomycetes; Glomerellales; Glomerellaceae
Exons: 2
Coding region: 1-615 (204 amino acids)
Source: RefSeq, a predicted model, not a curated record
AUGGCACCCAUUAUGAAGUUUCUCUACGCUGGUCUGCUCGCAGCUAGCACCCUUACCUCCGCUGCAUUCGCCAGCCCUAUUGACAACACUGGUGUCGCCAUCGAGGCCAGAGAUGUCAACUUCCUGGCCGAGGGUGUCGAAGCCCCAGUCAGCGUUGAGGUCGCCAACAGCGUCGCCGUCCGUAGCGUCGAUGAGAUUGACGCAUCGCUCGAGAAGCGCGUCUUCACCUCUCCCCACGUUCGCAAGGCCUUCAAAGUUGUUGCCGGCAACAUGAUCUCUGCCGCCUCCUGGGCCUUCAACUUCUGGGUUGAGGAAGACUACACGGGCAAGUCCACGGUCUGGUACAGCGGAGUCACCGGCGGAGGUGUUUCGACCCCCAAGAUUGGCGUUGAGGGCGCUACUUUCAUCUCCAAGACUGGCACCGAGCUCGACCUGAAGGUUCCGUUCAUCGUGAAGGGCUUUUACGCUGGAAAGGAGCUCAUCGUCCACUUUGUCGUGCGCAUUCUCAGCGAUGCUGGAGAGACGUCUGUCCAGUACUUCUAUGACCGUCCCACGGCUACCAUCGCCGGUCAGAACGCCCCAGUCACCAGCUGGGACUUUGUCAACACCAAGUAA